This is a messenger RNA of Metarhizium robertsii ARSEF 23, 396 nucleotides long. Its product is annotated as Beta-ketoacyl synthase. The transcript has a single exon. The record is from RefSeq and is a predicted model, not a curated record. The coding region runs from base 1 to 396 and encodes 131 amino acids. Lineage: Eukaryota; Fungi; Ascomycota; Sordariomycetes; Hypocreales; Clavicipitaceae.
AUGAAACGAUCAAAGCAUCACCGCCCCCGACCAGAUGAGCGGUCCGCCUCAUUUCCAAUACUACUCGCGAAGCAGGUAGAGCCACUGCCUGUAGUUACGCCUGUAAAAGACAAAGAAUUCUGGAAGGCGCUACUAGCUCCCUCCUCGAGAAAUAGCACGGAGAUUUCAUGGACGGAUUUUUGCCGCGCUAUGCAGAGGGUUGGCUACGUACAAAUACGCCAGGGAGGCUCAGGUCGACGAUUUGAGUUUAAGAACGGCGCGACCGGUUGUGCGACCGGCGGAGUCCCCGGUGCCAUCGUGUUUCACGAACCUCAUGCCAACGGGGGCAAGGUCUCGCAUCGCAAUGCGCAACGCAACAUUGGUGGCUCAGAAGGCUUAAAUAUCGGUUCGAAAUAG